CAGUUUCGCUUUAUUUUUUGUAUUGCCGCUAUACAACUUUUGAAGUUGUGAUACUGUCCUGGUCGACGAGACUUGCAUUGUGGGUCUCAAUUGCAACGAGUUGUGCUUUCAGCUAUCUAGCUCGGAGUCUAGUCUGUCUACUGUCUCAACUGCAGCAUGGUUGAAAAGUGGCUGUGAAGCAUUGCACCUAUGCAACUUCUUGAACAGCUGUUCUGAGAAUUUGUAUAUUUUUGAUUUUGAUUGUAUUCGCCAUGGAAGAAAUUGACAGUUUUAACAAACUGCUCUCCUCCAUCACGGAGAGUAGGCCACCAGUGUCCAAGGCGAAGAUGUCUGCAAUCACCAAAGCAGCAAUGAAAGGCCUCAAGCACUACAAACAUGUGGUAAUGGGAGUAGAGAAGUUCAUAAGCAAGGCCCGGCCAGAGUACAAAGUGCAAGGUCUCUACGUCCUGGACUCUAUUGUCCGCCACUCCAAACAUCAAUUUGGCAGGAAGGAUGUUUUUGCGCCACGCUUCGGCAAGAACCUAACCAAGACGUUUGAGAAUCUCUACAAGUGCCCCAUGGCAGAUCAGAGCAAGAUUCUACGCAUUCUCAACGUGUGGCAAAAGAACAGUGUUUAUAGCCCGGACAUUCUUCAGUCUCUUAUGGCUAUGGCGUCUCCGACAGCCGAGGCAGCCAAAUCCCAAGGUGGGGAUGCUGCCAGCGAAGACAUAGCAAAGACACUCCAGCAGCAAAAAGAACAACUACAUCAAUUGCAGCAGCUCCAGCAACAACUGCAAAUGCAGCAGCAACUACAGCAGCAGUUAGCUACACAACGAGAGCAUGUAAAGCCGGUGGACCCAGCACCAACACCUACGUCUAUGCUGAAUCCAACUACUUUGCAAGCGUCUGGUUCUGUGUCGCCGAAGACCAAGGCAGCCAACUUUGUAUCACAGGUCACGCCUGGCAUUGCACCACCGUCGGAUAAUUUCAUUGACGAAUCGCCGCAGGCAUCAUCACGGCAUUCUCGUGGCCACACAGCCAGCGGGACGCAUGUGCAGGCAUCAGGCAACUCUCGGCACCCAGCAGCGGACAAGCCGCGCCACUCAGAGGACACCGCAUCGCGCCGAAAGUCAGCCCGGUCGUCAUCGCGCGAAGAUCACAAUCGGUCUCGCGACGCGGACAAGAAGUCGCGACGGCGACGACGCGGCAGCAGUGAAUCGCCGUCUCCGCCGCCGCCGCGACGUUCUCCCCGCCGUAAGAGCAGCCGAUGGGACACGUCAUCGCGAAAGCGCAGCCACUCUCGCUCCAGAUCCCGGGAGCGCAAGAGUGGUGGCACUACUCGCUCUUCUCGCUGGUCUCAGCGCUCAGCGUCCAAGUCUCCGAAACGUCGUCGCAGUGAGCACGAUGCUGCUGCUGCUACGGCCGCUGCACAGGAAGCUGAACUAAGAAAGGCUGCAGAGGAAGCGGCACGGCUAGAGGAGGAGAGGGCAAUGGCCGAGGCCAAAGCUCAGGCCGAGGCAAGAGAGGCAGAGGAGAGAGCACGUCAAGAAGCAGAACGAGCUGAGGCCGCGCGAAAAGCAGAGAAAGAAGCAGAGCGGCGACGAAGGAAGCUUGGCCAUCCACCGAAACUAACUGGCCAUGUUACUAUUUCUAGCAACACCAUAUGGAUUGGCCACCUGCCCAAGUUUACGUCCUCCAAUGCUCUCAAUGAGAUCUUUGGCGAGUAUGGAGAAAUUUCAGCAAUUGAUCUUGUCAUUGCACGAGGCUGUGCAUAUGUGUGCAUGGCCAACCGACGGGAUGCUGCUGAGGCUGUAACGGGUCUGAAGGGUUUCCGUAUCAACAACCAAACUGCCAAGGUGGCGUGGGCAUGUGGCAAGGGUACGAAUCACAAGGAAAUGAAGGAAUUCUGGGACGUGGACAUUGGUGCAAGCUACAUUCCCUGGGAGAAACUGGGAACACCGCCGUUUAUGGAGGAGCAGCUCACGGAAGGUGGAACCAUUGACUCCACCACACUCCCUGCUCCGAAAAGUCCGCCAGCCACGAGUACGGAGGCCGCCGCGAAUGCUGCUGUGGCGCAACAGCAGUCGUCGUUUGUGCAGCCGCAAGGAAUGCUCCCAAUGGGUUUCCCACCUGGUAUGGCUCCCCCGCCGGGCAUGCCACCCAUGAUGGCCCCUCCAAUGGGUCAACCACCCCCAGGUAUGUUCCCACCGGGCAUGAUGCCCCCUCCUGGCAUGUCCAUGCCGCCCCAGAUGAUGGCACAACAACCUGGUAUGCAGGCGCCAGUAGGAAUGCAGCCGCCAGCUGGCCAGAACCAAGCUGGCAUGUUCCCCAUGGGAAUGCCACCGCAGAUGCCCAAUGUCGCCAAUGGUCCUCCUAAUGAUGCUGGUGGUAUGCCCGCUCAGUUCCCUCAAGUCACCUCACUGUCCAACAUGCAGGCUCAGCCCAUGCAGCAGCAGCCCAUGCCGGGAGCGCAAGGCCACCCUGGACAACAAGCUGCAAUGCAAGGUCCGCCCGGUCCGCCUGCACCUCGACACAUGGCUCCCGGACCUCCGCCGCCGCCUCCUCGCCCAGGCAUGCCGCCUCAGGACUCCAGGAUGGGUCACCAACAACAAGCAGCACCACCGGUGUCAGCUGCUCCACCAGCCUCAGCAGCAGCAACACACAACACUGGGCACUGGGCACCGGAUGCAGCUCGGCCAGCGCACUAUGACCAAGCUCCGGCGCACCAACCACCAGACCACCACCACCACCACCACCAUCAUCAUGCUCCUGCUGCCGAUCAACCGCCUCAUCACCAUCAAGCAGGCUGGCAUGAGCGCGAGGACCGUCCUCCGUUUGCGGGUAGACAAGAACCUGAGCAUGAACACUGGAAUCAGCAUGAUGACUGGCAGCAGCAGCAGCAGCAGCAGCAUCAUCAUCAACAUCACCAUCACCAGCAGCACCAUCAACAGCAGCAACAUACGCGACAUGACGAUGAAGGCCCACCUGGUCGGUAUAUGGAUGAAAGUCGCCAGCCGUACCACCAGGAUCAGCAACACUACAGACAUCCCGACGAGCCUUUCCCGAGUCGUGACUUUGACAGGCCGGCGCUGUUAGGCCCGCCACCCGAGGAUCGCCCGCCACAGCCACGUGUAUUCGACCAUGGUUUUGCUCCUGAACAAAAUGAGCACGUUAUGCAUGAGCAGCACGACCGGCAUGACCACUAUCCGCAAGCAAGACAUGAUCCGAGAUCGAUGGCGUUUCCCUUUCAGCCAGCAGCAGAUGGAGCACGCCAGCAGCCCUUCUCGUUUGGUCCUGGUGAGAGCAAUGAAGACCGCUUGCCAGCUGGUUCACCACAUCAUCGUUCACCUCUCGCUGCUACGGAUCAACAGCCCGGUGUUGUCCCUGGGCAAGUGGGAGAUGCAACUACGCAUACCUGCAAUGAUGAUGUAACGCGUAGCCCUGCUGCGAUGGCACUGGCAGCAGCAGCAACAGCAGCUCCUGAGAACACUGCUACUGCUGCAGCAGCGUCAGCAGAAGGCAAUGAUGAACCGUAUGAUCCUAUGGAUGUAGUCUCCAGUGAUGAGGAUGAUGAUAAUGUGGGUGAUACUCAUGAUGAUAGUUCUGUGCAGCCGUUAGACGGCAGCGGCAUUGCCAGAAGACUCAGUCAACAGUCGGUGGCCAGUGCAGCAGCUGCUGCUGCGCCCGGCGAGGACAGUGUGGCAAGUCAGCCAGGCACUGCUGCUGCUAGUGCUGAUGAUGCCACCGCGAUGUCAACUGAUGCUCCUACUUCUCCUGCUGCUACCGUUGCCAUGUCAGGCAUUGCGGUCUUGCAGCCUGCAUCAGCACGGUCCGAGACCCCGUCGGCUCUUUCUCACGAUCAGGAUGUACAGUCUACAGAGGGUGCAAAGAGCACUUCCGAGCACAGUACUGCGGAGCCACACGACAACGGCACCAAUGACACGGACAUGUUUGCUAGUAGUCCUGUGCCUUCAACUCACACUGAAGAUGUAGAAAAGCCAGCUAGUGAGGCAAGCUCUGCCUCUGCAGCUGCUUCACCAGAACCUGCUGCCAGUGCAGAAGAUUAAGUAUCCUUAUUUUACGAUUUUGUACAGACUUCUUUUUCUUGCCUUUGUACAUAUGUGAUUAGAGCUGUAUGAGUCGAUUUGUCGUGUGCGUGCCCGUGUGUGUAUGUAUGUGCGUGUAUGCUCUAUGAUGCGUUGUACCUGCCUUGCGGUAAACUGCCCGAGACUUCCCUGGUGUAUGUGUGCGUGUGUGUGGGUGCGUAAGAGAGUGAGAGUGAUUGUCUUGUUCUAUUGAGUUCUGCGCUGUGCUGCGUCUGUCCCCCCCCCCCCCCCCCCCCCGUACCAUUGCUAUGGAUAUUAUGUUCUAUCACAUUGCCCUGCAUGUAUGUAUGUCUUGCUGUUGACUGGCUGACCUGUCUGGAUAGUUCUAGUACCCGUGUUCGAUUCUGGAAUGAGACGCACUGCUGCACCGUAUUGCUGCGGUGCUGCUUUUGUCAUUGCUAUUUAAAUUGUAUGACCAAACGCAAACACCUCUGUGCUUCGUUCUAGCUACGCUGUAGCUCUACUGGCUUAGUGUCUUGCAGAGAACUGCCUGUAAUUUCGGAAUAUUGAUGCAGCAUGUUCAGGUUGCAUACUCACACGAACACAUGCGUUUUCAUUUCUUUCUUCCUGUCGUCCUUUUUGUUCACUUCUAUUACAUUUAGACAGCCUCUCCCCUUCGUCUGGAUUCACAAUGGUCAUGAAGUCGUACAUUUUACUCGUG
Sycon ciliatum is the source of this 4746-nucleotide messenger RNA. RefSeq names its product SR-related and CTD-associated factor 4-like. Lineage: Eukaryota; Metazoa; Porifera; Calcarea; Leucosolenida; Sycettidae. Gene Ontology annotation, cellular component: nucleus. The transcript has 13 exons. The record is from RefSeq and is a predicted model, not a curated record. Gene Ontology annotation, molecular function: RNA binding. The coding region runs from base 252 to 4046 and encodes 1264 amino acids.